GUGUCUGUUCUGCGCAGGUACGUACAAUAGCGACAAUCAACAAUGCGGUUCUAGAACGUCACAAACCAGUCGAUUCGACGUUACCGUUGCGAACGGCAGUGUUUGUUUCUUCCUGCGCGAAAAUUUGUCAUUUUCAGCGAGAGAAUGAGAAACCCCAAAGGAUAACGAUGAUUGGCCUAUUGAGAUACAUGCUCCACGUCUACCUGUUCCUCGUCGGAGCCCACUUGUUCAACCGCUCGUGGGACUAUGCGCUGGACAAGCAGUGGGUCCCUCGCGAUGGCCUGGUGGUCAAGUAUCUGAGUGAUUUCAGUGAGUUCGAGACAACACCUGAGCAGCUCAUCUACCCGGUAGCAAAUGCGGAGAUAUUUGUGCGUGCUUACGUACGUCCCGCCAAUGAAACCCACUACAGCCGCCUGACUCAAUGCGAGCUGUACAAAGGUGUCCACAGGGACACUAUGGUGAGGAGACUGACGUCUGGGGGGAAAGACCCAGGACGGGUCAACAUAGAGGCUGCACGAUAUUCAUGGACGUUUUCCUACCUCGUCCGGUCCUGUUUCCGCCUGAGACAGCCGAGUGAGGACUUCGACGUGCCGCCAGAGGAGCCGCCGCCUCCCUACAUCCCCAUCACCUGGCUUCAGCUGGCCAGGAACAUCCGUGAUUGGACCACGGACUACCUGCGAGAGGCUUCCUCUGAGGAUCCAACUGAUUCUUACACCGGACCAGGACCCCGCCCAAAGAAAUGGAGCGAGUUCUUCCAAGAAACCUUCAAAAGUAUGACGGCAUGGAUCUCAUCGGACGAUGAGAAUGAACUUGACGCCGCCAACGCCCCGCCCCACCCAGCCACCAACACAGACCCCCCUGAGGUCACGUGGUCACACCUGUGGGGUGAGAUAUGCAAGAAGGCGUCCUCUGACGUCAGAGCUAUCUUUUGGUCAGACACACCUGAUGACGUGGUGAUGACACAAGAUGACGCACCCAAGACUGACCCUGCCGACCCUGAGCCCAACGGAGGUGUUUGGGCUGCACUGAUGAACCGCCUGCCCUCGUCCCCGACCACACAUGAUGAGACACCAGACCCUGGUGGUCAGGAAGACUCUACCGAGCCCGGUUGGAGCGUGCCCGCCUGGAUUGGUCGCAUUUUCCAGGCUAAGAAGCCAAUGACAGCCCAGAUUCGGGCCGACGCCCCCGUGAUCAUCGACGAUCCUCCCUAAUAGCGCCUCCUUGCGAACCGAAGGAUCCUCAGCGAUAUCCAGCUGAGAUGAUGAUAUGAUACCCUAUCCUUGUAGUUUUGAGGAUCAGGGUACUAUUUGUUGUUAAAAUACACAUGUCCUGCAGAUUGUUUCGGACGUCCAUUGGAUAUAUACAGCUCUACUAUCAACAUUUUACAAAAAUUGUGCUCGAUCGAUCUUCAAAUGCUCCGUUUUGUAACGCACGCACGCCAUAUAAUAAUCUGUUAUCCGCUAUUAGACUUCAUUUGCCAUUUACGUAGGAUCACUUCAGUAGGAUUUGCAUUGUGUAAAGAAAUACUGUUAUCGGUGCGCUGAAGUAGCAGUUUUGCUUUACGAAGGUUCAUUA
Branchiostoma belcheri (Belcher's lancelet) is the source of this 1575-nucleotide messenger RNA. RefSeq lists its product as uncharacterized. The transcript has 7 exons. The coding region runs from base 168 to 1211 and encodes 347 amino acids. The record is from RefSeq and is a predicted model, not a curated record. Lineage: Eukaryota; Metazoa; Chordata; Leptocardii; Amphioxiformes; Branchiostomatidae.